UCCAGCACACUAUUAUUUUAAAAAUCACAAAUAAAAAAAUAUAUAGGAUGACAAUAGAAUUAGCAAAUAUAUAUACACCAAAUCUGUUGAUAAAACUUGGGAAGUAAUUGAACGUAUAUAUUUCCCCUAUUUCAACAUUCAAACAUGGAAAUUACCAAGAAAAGGGGAGUUAAGGGGGUGGGGGUUUUGUUGUGUAGUAUCGAUGAAAUUGCAGAAAGAACUCAAUUGAAAUCCCCUUUUUUACCAAAAGCCCGCAGUGGCAGUGCUAGUGCGUUCAAAAAGUUGAAGCCGCGUUAAUGUGGGUCCAAUAUUGACUUGUAAAAGAUUCCGCAAAAUCAACGAGCAAAAGAAACAUAAAGAAACAAAAAAUCAUCCAUACAUUACAAUUCAUCUUUAUCCAACUUCACUUUCUUCCGUUAACUCAAACUCUUUUCUCAAUUUUCUCUACUCUCAUUUCUUCAUAUAAUUUCUUGCAACAACGCAAUCCAGCCAUGUCUUUGCUUGGAGCCCUGUCCGCUGUACGAGAAGUUGUUGUCUCCAAGUUCUUUGACUAUCUCCUAGACAAGUUGGGUUCUUCUGAAUUCCUGCAAUUUGCCACUGAAAAACAGAUUCAAGAAGAGCUCGAAAAGUUGAAGAAGGAAUUGCUGGAGAUUCGUGCGCUGCUUGAUGAUGCUGAGGAGAGGCAGAUCAAAGAUCAAUCUGUGAAAAUCUGGUUGUCAGACCUCCAAAACGUGGCAUACGAUGUGGAUGACAUUGUGGACGAGCUUGAAACCGAAAUUGCCAGGCGCAAUUUGAUGUUGGAACGUCGUGGCAGCUCAAGUAAGAAACCCAGACUCAUUUCUGAUACAUUCAACAUUGUUUUGAUUAACAGGGGCAUGAUGUCAAAGAUAAAAGAUGUUACUGCCAGAUUGAAGGAUUUAGAGCCUCGGAAAACUCAGUUGCAACUGAGAAUAAUUGACUGCUCGAAAUCCAACGGAAGAAAAGAAAGGCAGCAGCCUACUUCUCUGGAGAUCGAAACUCAGGUGUAUGGCAGAGACAAAGACAAGGAGACAAUACUUGAAUUGGUCUUCAAAGGUGAUGAUGACAGAAAUUUUGUGAUUCCCAUCGUUGGAAUGGGAGGGAUCGGUAAGACAACCUUGGCCCAACUUGUUUACAAUGAUGCUACUGUUCACGAUCAUUUUGAUCUCAAAGCAUGGGUUUGUGUUUCCGAUGAUUUUGAUGUCACAAGAAUAACAAAAGCAAUUUUCCAAGCAGUCACUUCAGAGCCAUGUAAUGACAAUGAUUUGAAUUUGCUUCAAAGAAGAUUAAAGGAGAAGUUGUCAGGGAAAAAUUUUUUGAUUGUUUUGGAUGACGUCUGGAAUGAGAAAUAUCAUGACUGGACCAUUUUACAAUCUCCUUUUCUAACAAGGACUCCAGCGAGCAAAAUUAUCGUGACAACAAGAAGUUCUGAUGUUUCAUCUACAAUGGGUGCUUCUUUUCCUCAUUAUUUGAAAGGUUUGUCAGAAGAUGGUUGUUUGUCUGUAUUUGCUCAACAUGCAUUGGGAGCAAAAGAUUUUGAAGGACAUCCAAAUCUAAAAGAAGUUGCUGAGAAAAUAGUGAGAAAGUGUAAGGGCUUGCCUUUGGCUGCUAAAACCCUUGGAGGCUUGGCUCGUACUGAAAUUGACCUUGAAGCUUGGGAAAAAAUAUUGGAGAGUGAGAUAUGGAAGCUAUCAGACCAUCGGUUUGACAUAAUUCCAGUUCUCCAAUUGAGUUACCAUCAUCUUCCUCCACAUUUGAAGCGGUGCUUUGCAUAUUGCUCCAUUCUUCCUAAGGACUAUGAAUUUCAAGAGAGAGAAAUAAUCUUGUUAUGGAGGGCAGAGGGCUUUUUACAAGAAGCAAGAGAUAAGCAUAGCAUUGAGGAUCUAGGCCACAAGUAUUUUAGAGAUCUAGUAUCGAGGUCUCUUUUGCAAAUAUCAAACAAAGAUAGAUCUCGAUUUGUUAUGCAUGACCUCAUCAAUGAUUUGGCUCGAUCAGUUGCCGGAGAAAUAUGCUUCAGAAUAGAGGGUGAUCAGCAAAUUUCAGAGCAUGCUCGCCACUUAUCUUACAUUGGUGGUGAGUAUGAUGGCAUAAAAAAAUUUGAGGGCAUCAGUAAAGCGCAAUAUAUACGUACUUUUUUGCCAUUUAGGUUUUCUACUUAUAUGAGUUACUACAUAACUAAUGAUGUUCUAAUGCAUUUGUUGCCAAAUUUGAGAUGCCUAAGGGUGCUUUCUUUGAAAGGGUAUCUUAUCUGCGGGUUUACCAGAUUUUAUUAGAGAUUUAAAACACUUACGGUACCUAGAUUUUUCUGGACUUGUAUUAAAUGCUUACCGGAGUCCAUAAGUACCCUCUAUAAUUUAGAAACCCUUCUAUUAAGGGAGUGUGAGAUGCUUGAAAAGCUACCUUCAGAUAUGGAAAACCUAGUCAACCUAUGUUAUCUUGAUAUCACAGGUGCAGUUGGAUUAGAAGGCAUGCCAAGUAAUUUUUGCACGCUAAGUGAUCUUCAAACACUAUCCAAUUUUGUUUUGCAAAAGGGCAAAGGAUGUCAAAUAAGGGAGCUAGAUGGUUUAUCAAAUCUCAAAGGUCAACUUUGUAUUUCAGGGUUAGAGAAUGUGGUUGAACCUCAAGAUGCAUUGAAGGCUAAGUUACAUGAUAAGUUAGGACUGGAUCAGUUAGAAUUGAUGUGGAGUGA
This is a messenger RNA of Durio zibethinus, 2707 nucleotides long. The record is from RefSeq and is a predicted model, not a curated record. NCBI's taxonomy places the organism in Eukaryota, Viridiplantae, Streptophyta, Magnoliopsida, Malvales, Malvaceae.